AUGCGACUCUUCAGCCUCGUCUGGCUGUCAAUCGUCACACUGGCGGCCCAAAGCCAGUCUCAGGAGGUCAACAAAACCUUCAACAACCCGAUCCUCCCGGGUUGGAACUCUGAUCCUAGCUGCACUUUUGUCAAGGAAUAUGAUAACACGUUCUUCUGUACUGUCUCCUCAUUUCUGGCUUUCCCGGGUGUUCCCGUAUACGCCAGCAAGGACUUGGUAAAUUGGAGACUUGCCAGCAAUGCUUUGACGCGACCAGAGCAAGUGCCGGAACUCUACCGGAACUCGGGACAGAAUGAGGGUAUUUGGGCGUCUACAAUCAGGUUCCGCAACGGAACGUUCUACCUCAUCACAUCGUACGUCUCUUGGUAUGAAGAGUGGGGCCCCAAGAUCUUACUCUUCACAACCACCGACCCAUACGAUGAUGCCUCGUGGACGGGCCCCCUUCGCGUCGAGAAUCCGGCAAACGAUAUUGACCCGGACAUCUUCUGGGACAACAACAAGGUGUACAUGUCGGUGGCUGCCGGUAUCUACAUUAGCGAAAUCGAUCUUUCGACGGGCGCGGCAAAGGAGCCUAUCAAAGUCUGGAACGGCACCGGGGACCGCAACCCCGAGGGGCCGCAUUUGUAUCGCAAAGAUGACUACUAUCAUCUGCUGAUUGGAGAGGGUGGAACGGAAACAAAUCACUCUGUAACGAUUGCUCGAGCGAAAGAGUUGGCAGGACCGUACGAAGGAGCUCCGCACAACCCUAUUCUAACGGCCAAGAAUACCGACUUGUAUUUUCAGACGGUGGGACACGCUGACCUCUUCCAAGACGCCUCCGGGAAUUGGUGGGGUGUCGCGCUGGCAACUAGUUCAGGUCCCGAGUGGGAAAUUUACCCGAUGGGGCGCGAGACUAUUCUCUUUGCCGUCAAAUGGGAUGAUGGGGGUUGGCCAGUACUUGACGAGGUACUUGGUGUAAUGGAUGGACCUUUGCCUCCCACGAACAGAGAUAUCCCCGGCAAUGGUCAUUGGAUAAACGAACCUGACGUUGUCGACUUUACGCCGGGCUCGGAGAUUCCCAGGCAUUUUAUCUUUUGGCGUCCACCAAAGACAGAUCUGUUCAGAGUCUCACCGGAGGGGCAUGCCAACACGCUGCAAAUAUCUCCUUCACCUGUCAACCUUUCAGCAACACCAGAAUUUAACCCAGAACAAGAUGGUCUCGGAUUCAUCGCACGCAAGCAGAGUGCUACGCUGUUCAACUACACCGUCGACGUCUCAUUCCAGCCAAAAGUUGAAAACGAGGAAGCCGGCAUUUCGGUCUUCUUGACCCAAUUCCAGCACAUAGAUUUAGGCAUUGUGAACUUACCAGCUUGCUCCAACCAGUCGCUUGUUCCGAAGUUCCGAUUCAAGGUCGAGGCCUCAGGAAAGCCCAACAUCACCGUUCCCGAGAUAGCUCUCGUGACAGUGCCCAAAGCCUGGAGAUCGGAGCCGAUAAAGCUCUCCGUAUCUGCUAUCAGCGACUCAAAGUAUGUUUUCGGCGCAGCUCCGGCUUCUCGCCCAGAAGAAUAUCUGGAAAUUGGAUCGGCGAAUGCGUUGAUCGUUUCUGGAGGCAGUGGCCCGUUCACCGGUAAGCCCCCUAACUCAUUCAACUUCGUGCUACUUGGCAACAUGUCAAAUGUGGACACAUCAAUCGGCGCGCGUACCACGGGUGCCGCAGCCGACUUCGCAGCAAAGCACUCGGAAGAGCACCCAUUGAAGCUCUACGGCGGCUGGUUCUGCCCCUUUGUCCAGCGAUCAUGGAUCGUCCUCCACGAAAAACAGAUUCCCCACCAGUACAUCGAGAUUAACCCGUACAAGAAGGAUCCCGAGUUCCUAAAGAUGAACCCUCGGGGGCUGGUCCCGACCUUGGCCGUUCCCGUGGAUGUGAAGGGCAACGAGCAACGACCGCUCUACGACAGCACUGUGGUUUCCGAGUACCUUGAGGAAGCAUAUGCCGGGAACAACUAUGGGCCGCACCUUCUCCCGGAGGCGGCGUAUGAUCGUGCGAGGUGCCGGUUGUGGAUCGAUCACAUCAACUCUCGCGUCGUGCCGGCAUUUUACAAAUUUAUUCAGCACACUCCAGAGAAGGAGUACAGCAUCGAAAAAGCACGUGAUGAGUUCUUGGGUCACAUCAAAACUUUGACUGCACAGAUGGAUUCCGAAGGUCCCUGGUUCUUGGGAAAGACAUUCAGUCUCGUGGACGUGAUGAUAGCCCCUUGGGCCAUGCGUCUGUUCCUAUUCGAUCAUUACAAGCCAGGAGGACUUGGGAUCCCCUCUGAAGGGGAAGGCGGCGAUGAUGAAGCGGUAUGGAAGAGGUGGAGGCAAUGGUACGAUGCUAUCAAAGAGAGGCAAAGCGUAAAGGAUACGCUAAGUGACGGUGAUGCCUAUAUUGAGGUGUACAAACGGUACGCUGAGGACAAGACCAACUCGGGGGUGGGACAGGCAACAAGAGGUGGAGGAAAGUUGCCUUGA
Messenger RNA from Colletotrichum tamarilloi, 2490 nucleotides. RefSeq names its product arabinofuranosidase. The transcript is spliced from 2 exons. The record is from RefSeq and is a predicted model, not a curated record. Gene Ontology annotation, molecular function: hydrolase activity, hydrolyzing O-glycosyl compounds. Bases 1 to 2490 code for a protein of 829 amino acids. Gene Ontology annotation, biological process: carbohydrate metabolic process. Lineage: Eukaryota; Fungi; Ascomycota; Sordariomycetes; Glomerellales; Glomerellaceae.